GUGUUUUAUUUUCUGCAGUUUUCCGGGAUAUCAAGGGAAAGUUCAGCUGGUCCAGAAGUUGAUCCUGGUUUUAGACUGCAGGCAGGAAGGAUGUCAGCUGUGAAGCUCUCAGAGGGGAGCAUUCAGGUGCAGAGCUGCACAGCGCCGCUCUUCUUCAGACAAAGUGAACCGUCCUUGAGGGAGACGAGGAUGUCAGUUUUACUCCUUCAUGGUAUCCGUUUCUCUUCAGAAAACUGGCUCAGCAUUGGCACUCUGGACACUCUGGCCAAAGAGGGCUGCCGAGCGGUCGCCAUCGACCUGCCAGGGCUCGGUCGGUCAAAGUCAGCAGAGGCCCCUGCUGCGGUGGGAGAACUGGCCCCUGCAGGUUUCUUGAAGGAGGUGUGUGAGCGGCUCAGUCUGAGCCCAGUGGUGGUGAUCAGCCCCUCCCUCAGUGGGAUGUACUCCCUCCCCUUCCUCACGCAGCACCAGGAUCUGAUCCGGGGUUACAUCCCCGUGGCUCCAAUCUGCACCGACAAAUUCACAGCCGAGCAAUACCAGAGUGUGAAGGUCCCAUCACUGAUUGUUUACGGAGACCAGGACUCUCAGCUGGGAGAACUGUCGCUCCGCAACCUGAGCAAUCUGGCCAAUCACAGCGUGGUGGUGAUGAAAGGAGCGGGUCACCCCUGUUACCUGGACGACCCAGACACCUGGCACAAAGCUCUGACAGACUUCCUGAACACACUGUGAAGAUUCUCUCAGUACAGAUGCAAAUUAUUGACUGACACAUUUUUGAUUCAAGAGAAAUUUAAGCAGAUAACUUCCUAUAAGACCUGAUUUAACUUUUUAAGUAAUGUCAGUGAUAAAACUUGAAUCAAGACUUUUCUGAUGAGGGGUGAGAGUUUGAAAGUAUCAAAGUUUGAAAGAAUCAGGGAGGGGUUCAGAUGAGAAAUUGAUGUUAAUUUGUUCAAAACAAAACUACAGUUAAAUCAUUUUGGACAACUUUCAUUUAAGCAAAUGUUUCGGUCAUUAUGGAGCACCAAGUGGGAUCACAAUAAUACAACGACCUUACAUAAAACAUUAAGAAUGAGGCACAUAAUCAGGAAAAAGUAGUUACACCUUUCCAUUAAGCUAAUGCAUUCGACUCACUGUGAAAGCACAGAGAAAAGAAUGGAGGGUAAUCCUGAGAAUCUUAUGCAAGAUCCAGAGAAACUCCUGAGAGUCUCAGCCAGUUGAGCAUUGCAACAAAUGUAUGAUGUCGAGCUUGCAGGACGGCUCGUACUGAUGAAAACUAGGUUGUAGUUCCCUUUCUAUAUUAAUAUGGUCGCAGAGUUGUAAUAGGAAUGUUUGGUUCAUGAAUUAUUGACCUGGAGAAGAACGAACCUGUGAAAAUGUUUCCAACUUUAAAUUAAGAGCACACUAAGCGACAAGUGUUCCCUUGCACUAAGCCCUCUCUCCCAGUGUCUUGUUUCAUCAUGGUUAGAGUACAUGGUACUGGUGGCUCUUUCUACAGGCUUCUCCUGACUGAAAGCAUGCUGACCAUUAAGUAACAUAUGUAGUGCACUUACUCUCGACAAGUACCUUGUACAACCCAACUUUAAAAACCUAGCUGUCUACUUUAAUACGAUGUUCAUUAGAAAUCUGUCAAACUAUCAGGAUCUCUGUUGAGUGAGGGCCCAGAGAGAAUGACACAGAGGACUUUGAAAUUGUAACACAAACAAACGGCCGAUCUCCACCCAUGUCUGACUGAAAAAAUGAAACACCACACCCAGAAAUGAAGUGAAAAAUAUGAACAUUAUUUAAUAACUGAUUCUCUGUAAUAAACAAUUUGAAAAUAUUU
Notolabrus celidotus (New Zealand spotty) is the source of this 1816-nucleotide messenger RNA. It is a transcript of the gene abhd14b, whose product is annotated as abhydrolase domain containing 14B. NCBI's taxonomy places the organism in Eukaryota, Metazoa, Chordata, Actinopteri, Labriformes, Labridae. The transcript is spliced from 4 exons. The record is from RefSeq and is a predicted model, not a curated record. Gene Ontology annotation, cellular component: cytoplasm. The coding region runs from base 91 to 726 and encodes 211 amino acids.